AUUAAGCUGCCCCUCAUGUUACAGAAUAUUAAUAUGUGGAGAAUGGUUCAGAAAAUACAUCACACUUUUGGGAAGAAUCUUCUCCUGGCUAAUACACUCAGUUCUGGAGGAUUGCUGGUUGUAGGGGAUUUAAUCCAACAAAGACGGGAAGGACAUAAAUUUGAUGUUAAUAGAUGUUUACGAAUGUGCACAGUUGGAUUAAGUCAGGGUCCUCCACAUCAUUAUUUUUACAUUUUGCUGGAUAAAUACCUUCCAGGUAGAACUGGAAAAGUUGUAUUCAAGAAGAUUAUGUUCGAUCAAAUAUUUGCAGCACCAUUUUUCGCCAUCACAUUCAUAUAUGGUGCUAGUUUGUUAGAAGGAAGAUCUUUAGGCUAUUGUUGGGCUGAAUUUAAGACCAAGUUUCCGACGAUAUAUCUGUUUGAUUGGUUAAUCUGGCCUCCAACUCAGUUUAUCAACUUCAGCUAUGUACCUCCCCAAUACCGUGUACUGUACGUGAAUAUGGUGACCGUUGUCUGGGAUGUUUUCCUAUCUUACAUAAAACACAGGGAUGAAAUUGUAGAAAAUAUUGAACGAAAAGACAAGAACUGAAUUCUUCAAUUCGUGUUCACUUCUCACAGCUGAACUUGGAGUGGGAUGUAACAAGUAGUAACCCCUCCUUCUCGAAGGAAUGAUCGGAUUCAUUCUACAUGCAUUCCAUAUCUUGUCUUAAUCUGUAUUUGUACCAAGACCAACAAACAAUUUAAAGUUAUAUAGGCGGCUUUAGGGGGGUUGGGGGUUGCAGCAGUCCAUUACCCCCCAUGAUUAAAAUCAAAAUUUAGUUUAGGAAGGGUUGCUUUUCAUAUGAUUACAAGACUUAAACCCCCUAAUUUAAGGGGAGGGGGGGUUGCAGCAGUCCAUUACCCCCAUGAUUGAAAUCAAAAUUUAGUUUAGGAAGGGUUGCUUUUCAUAUGAUUACAAGACUUUAACCCCCUAAUUUAAGGGGAGGGGGGGUUGCAGCAGUCCAUUACCCCCAUGAUUAAAAUCAAAAUUUAGUUAAGGAAGGGUUACUUUUUAUAUGAUUACAAGACUUUAACCCCCUAAUUUAAGGGGAGGGGGGGUUGCAGCAGUCCAUUACCCCCAUGAUUGAAAUCAAAAUUUAGUUAAGGAAGGGUUACUUUUUAUAUGAUUACAAGACUUUAACCCCCUUAUUUACCAAACUUCGUUAACCAUAAUAAAGUCAGCCUAUAACAGGUUGUUUUAUUGCUCUAUUAUGAUGAUAAUUUGUAAUAUAUUUGAAAAAUCGG
Eurytemora carolleeae is the source of this 1283-nucleotide messenger RNA. Its product is annotated as mpv17-like protein 2. Gene Ontology annotation, biological process: mitochondrial ribosome assembly. The record is from RefSeq and is a predicted model, not a curated record. Lineage: Eukaryota; Metazoa; Arthropoda; Copepoda; Calanoida; Temoridae. The transcript has 8 exons. Gene Ontology annotation, cellular component: membrane; cytoplasm. The coding region runs from base 16 to 588 and encodes 190 amino acids.